GUCUCCUGGCCCCGGGCACACCACCUGGAGUGUGGCCAGCUUGGACCAAGGGGCAGACAUAGGAAGGGGGAAGGACCCUCCAGGGGCAGCUGCCAACGCAGGCUCCCGGCUGGCUCCAGCCCCAUAAAUACCCGUGGGCUGGAGGCAGGGCCACCCUGAGGCAGGCGCACACCAUGGGGUACCUGCAGCUGCUGGUCUUGGGCGUCACCUGCUGCCUGGCAGCAGUGAGCUCGGCGAAGCUGGGCGUCGUGUACACGGAAGGAGGCUUCGUGCAGGGCGUCAACAAGAAGCUCGGCCUCUUUGGCAGCUCUGUAGAUGUCUUCAAGGGCAUCCCCUUCGCGGCCGCCCCCAAGCCCCUGGAGAACCCCCAGCGACACCCUGGCUGGCAAGGCACCCUGAAGGCCAAGGACUUCAAGACGCAAUGCCUCCAAGCUCCCCUAUUCCAGGACAACGCCCAGGGCUCCGAGGACUGCCUGUACCUCAACAUCUGGGUCCCCCAGGGCAAGAAGGAAGUGUCCCGGGACCUGCCCGUCAUGAUCUGGAUCUACGGGGGCGCCUUCCUCAUGGGGUCCGGCCAAGGGGCCAACCUCCUCAGCAACUACCUGUACGACGGGGAGGAGAUCGCCACCCGGGGCAACGUCAUCGUGGUCACCUUCAACUACCGCGUGGGGCCCCUGGGCUUCCUCAGCACCGGGGACUCCAACCUGCCAGGUAACUACGGCCUUCGGGACCAGCACAUGGCCAUCGCGUGGGUGAAGAGGAACAUCGCGGCCUUUGGGGGGGACCCCAACAACAUCACCCUCUUUGGGCAAUCCGCUGGAGCUGUCAGCGUCUCUCUGCAGAUCCUCUCUCCCUACAACAAGGGCCUCAUCCGCCGAGCCAUCAGCCAGAGCGGCGUGGCACUGGUCCCCUGGUCCAUCCAGAAGAAUCCUCUCUUGUGGGCCCAAAUGAUUGCCAAGAAGGUGGGCUGCCCCGUGGACGACACGGCCAGGAUGGCCAAGUGUCUGAAGGUCACCGACCCCCAUGCCCUGACGAUGGCCUAUAAGAUGCCCCUGGGAAGCAUGGAAUACCCCAUGGUGUACUACAUGGGCUUCCUGCCCGUCGUCGAUGGGGAUUUCUUCCCCGACCACCCCGUCAACCUGUUCGCCAACGCCGCCGACAUCGACUACAUCGCUGGCACCAACGACAUGGAUGGCCACCUCUUUGCCACCGUGGACAUGCCGGCCAUCGACAAGAACAAGCAGACCGUCACGGAUGAGGACUUCUUCAAGCUGGUCAGCGGGCUCACCAUCAGGAAGGGGCAAAAGGGCGCCUCUUCCACCUUUGACUUCUACACGGAGCCCUGGGCCCGAGACGCGUCCCAGGAGGCCAAGAAGAAGACGGUAGUGGACUUGGAGACCGACAUCCUCUUCCUCAUUCCCACCAAGGUCACCCUGGCCCAGCACAGAGCCAAUGCCAAGAGCGCCAAGACCUACAGCUACCUGUUCUCCCAGCCCUCUCGGAUGCCCACCUACCCCAGCUGGGUGGGGGCCGAGCACUCGGAUGAUAUCCAGUACGUCUUCGGGAAGCCCUUCAGCACCUCCCUGGGCUACCGGGCCCAGGACAGAACUAUCUCCAAGGCCAUGAUUGCCUACUGGACCAACUUCGCCAGAACUGGGGACCCCAACACAGGCCACCUGGCCGUGCCCACACACUGGGACCCCUACACCCCGGAAAACGGCAACUACCUGGAGAUCAACAAGGAGAUAGACAGCUCGUCCAUGAAACAGCACCUGAGGGGCGACUACCUGCAGUACUGGACCCUGACCUACCAGGCGCUGCCCACGGUCACUGAAGACGAGCCCACCCCCGCGCCCCCCGAGGGAGACUCCGAGGCCACCCCCGCGCCCCCCGAGGGAGACUCUGAGGCCACUCCUGUGCCCCCCGAGGGAGACUCCGAGGCCACCCCCGCACCCCCCGAGGGAGACUCUGAGGCCACUCCUGUGCCCCCCACAGGAGACUCUGAGGCAGCCCCCGCACCCCCCGAGGGAGACUCCGAGGCAGCUCAGAUGCCCGCAGCCAUCGGGUUCUAG
This is a messenger RNA of Phyllostomus discolor (pale spear-nosed bat), 2072 nucleotides long. RefSeq names its product carboxyl ester lipase (gene CEL). Gene Ontology annotation, molecular function: triacylglycerol lipase activity; signaling receptor activity; neurexin family protein binding. The transcript is spliced from 11 exons. NCBI's taxonomy places the organism in Eukaryota, Metazoa, Chordata, Mammalia, Chiroptera, Phyllostomidae. The record is from RefSeq and is a predicted model, not a curated record. Gene Ontology annotation, cellular component: postsynaptic specialization membrane; synapse; cell surface. Bases 174 to 2072 code for a protein of 632 amino acids. Gene Ontology annotation, biological process: modulation of chemical synaptic transmission; presynaptic membrane assembly; neuron cell-cell adhesion.